This is a messenger RNA of Paramecium tetraurelia, 1580 nucleotides long. RefSeq lists its product as uncharacterized. Gene Ontology annotation, cellular component: mitochondrion. Lineage: Eukaryota; Ciliophora; Oligohymenophorea; Peniculida; Parameciidae. The record is from RefSeq and is a predicted model, not a curated record. Gene Ontology annotation, molecular function: metal ion binding. The transcript is spliced from 6 exons.
AUGUUUUUGAGGAAUAGAUUUCAUUCUCUUCGUAAAUUGGCUUAAUUUUGCACAGCUGAGAGCGUCUCAGGAAAGAAAACCCCUGCAACAUCAACCAAAUAAGGUAACGUUGAAAGAAACUACUAAUUACAAUUCUCCAAGUCAGCAUUAGUGGAUUUUGGAGAAUUACCAACAGGUGAAAUUCCUGAAGCCUUAAAAUAUGACAGACCACAAGCUUUAACUUAAUUGGACACUGGUCUUAGAGUAGUCUCAGAAUAAUACAAUUCCCCAUUAGCUUCAAUUACAGUAGCUGUGAAAGCAGGAUCAAGAUUUGAAACUUUAGAAAGCUCAGGUGUUUCAAAUUUCAUCUCAAAAUUAAACUUAAGAGGCACAACAACUAAAUCAAGAGAAUAGGUUGAAGCCGAAAUUGAUUACUUGGGAGGAGCAUUGAAAGUUAAAUAAGGAAGAGAAUUAUAGACUUACACUCUCACCUUUUUGCCAUCAGAACUCGAGAGAGCAGUAAGCUUUUUAGGAGACAUUUUGACAAAUUCAUUAUAUUCACCAGCUUAAAUUGAAGCAGAAAGAGAAGGAAUUUAUAGAGAAUCAGUUAGCAUCAAUGAUUAAUACAGAGUUGUAGCUGAAGCUGCUCAUUAUACAAAUUAUAGAGAUCAUUAUCUUGGUUAACCAGCAGCAGGAAUUAGAGAUAAUAUUCCAAAUGUUACUGAAGAAUAAAUAAGAUAAUUCCACAAAGCCAAUUUUGUUGCACCCAACGUAAUUGUCUCAGCUGCUGGUAAUGUUAAUCAUGAAGAUUUGGUUUCUGCAGUCAACAAGGCAUUCAAGGGAUUGGGUACAUCUGUUCCAACUGAAGUCCCAAAUUCAGAAAAGCCAUAUGCCACCCCAUCCAUUAUGUUAAUGAAAGACGACGAAUUAACUAAUUUGAAUGUUGGUGUUUUCUUCGAUGCUCCAGGAUGGAAUCACCCAGAUGUUUUUGCUCUCCAUUAUUUCUAAAGACUUAUUGGUGAUUAUAGAGCUGACAAACACACAGGAUUCCAUUUGAAUUCUCCAAGCAGAUAAUAUAACACAAUGCAUUCACUCCUUGGUGGAUUACCAGAUGUUACAUACUAAAGAUGCGCUUAUUAUGCAUAUUCAGACACUGGUCUUUUUGGAAAUUACUUGAUUGGUAAUGAAGUCUUUGCAACAUAAAUGGCAUAUAUCAGUCAAAUGGUUUUAUCUGAUUAUGCUUCAUCUGUAGGCUAAGUAGAAGUUUUCAGAGCCAGAGCUAAGGUGUUUAAUGAAUUAUUGAGUUAAGAAAGUUCAGCCAAAUAAUCAAGAGAAAUUGCUUAAUAAGUCUUCUAUUGGGGAAGAAGAGUACCAAGAAGUGAAUUUGCUCGAAGAAUCUCUGCUCUUGAUGCUGGUCAUUUAACUAGAGUUGCUACUAGACACUUCUGGGAUAAGGACAUUUCUGUUGUCGUAUGGGGACCAACUCACUUGUUAGAUGCUGUUGCUCAUUACAAUAGAUCAUGGAAGAGAAGCACUUUGGGUGGGUAUGCAUAGCCAUACUAUGAGGGUUGAUUCAUUAAAUAAUAAAUAUAAAGUUUAUU